Molecule: messenger RNA, 1742 nt
Organism: Klebsormidium nitens
Lineage: Eukaryota; Viridiplantae; Streptophyta; Klebsormidiophyceae; Klebsormidiales; Klebsormidiaceae
Source: the annotation of a GenBank genome assembly
UGGACGCUUCGUUUCUGGCAGUGGAGGGAGUGGUCACUGUCACGGUGGUGCAUUUGCAAUACCGGUAGUGUAGGACUAGCUGAAGUGUUCUGUGCUUUCUUUUCCACCUCUAUUCCUCACGUGCUGCGUUAUAAAUUUUCAGGCCAUCAAAAUGAUGGAGAUUGACGGCCAGGACGGUGGCGCCAACCUGCUAUCGCUCACUGUACAUGGUCUGAAGGAGAGCCUUGGAGAAGCGCUCGCUUUGAAGCGGACAGAGGAAGACACGGCAAAGAUAAAAGCAGCCCUGACCGAUGCUGCGAUACAUUUGAUUGAUCUCCGGCGGUUGUGCCGCAAUUUUUACCUCGCUGAGGACAAAGUGAAGGCGGAGACUGAUGAGGCAAAAGCCCCUCUUGACAAGGCUACGCUGGAGUUGAACAAUCUGCUCUACGAAAGGGAUCACUUUUUGAGGGAGAUCCGGGCAUGCCGCGAGUUCAAGACCAAGUUUCCUGGCAUUGAGUUGCAAGCGGAAGAAGUGUUUUGGAAGAAUGCGAGCGAGGAGCAGAAGAGCGAUGCCAAGCUGAAGGAGGAUCCUCACCAACUGCUAUUGGCACGGUUGAGAUUGGAACUAGCACAGAGGAAAGAGCUUGUGGAGAAGUUGAGCACGCUCCAGGCGCAGAAGCAGCAGCUGGCCGAGAAAGUCACCGAGCGCCGAAAGUUCCUCGAGACAAUCUCGGCGCAGCUCAAGUCCGUCAAAAAGGCAGCGCUCCCGGUCGAGCAGUCGCUAGGGCUGGCGCGCCAGAGUGAGAUCAAGCAGCACAGGCUGGCGGAGCUAUUGCCAGGGCCGUUGUACGUUCUGUAUACGCAGUUGCUCGCGUACAAGGAGGCGGUGGAUGAUGGGCUUGACGUGGAGGUGUUGGGGAGCUCGAAGGAAGCUGAGGCGCUGGCACUUUUAGAGGUUUCGAAGGUGCUCACAAGCAGGAGGAGCCCUCUAGAGGGUAGCGAGGAGGAGGAGGGGAGGCGGAAACGGCAGCGGACGGGGGACGAGAUGGAGCAGAACAUGUACCAGACGCACCCCCUGUUGGUUUCACUGCAAGUGCGGGGGCAAGAAGGCAAUCAGAAGAACGACGUUGUGGUACGAGUGCGGUUUGAGUACUUGCGGCAACUCAACCUGGUUGCGGCGCAGGCAGUGACUCUGGAUGGGAAAGCAGACGGAAGCGGGAUUCUCAAACGGGUGUUUCCUGAUGACGUUGGAGAGGAAGCGCCUACCGAGGCGGUUAAGGCUCUGAUGGGCGGGACUUUCCAGUUCGACUCGAGCCGCCCCUUCAGGCCGUUCAAGUGGGCGCAGCACCUGGCCGGGAUCGACGUCCUCGCCUCGACUGCCCCGCUUCUGCAACUGACCGCGCAGGCGGCUUCUGGGGUCGGGAACGUGAAGGAGAUGCUGAAACAGAACGCGUUGACCGCUGGCCUGGCCACGUUUAGGCAGCAGCGCCGAGUCCAUACGGUGAUCGAUGCCCUGAGGGCAGCGGCCAAGGGCAAGUAGAUUGCGCCACUAGCUUCCUGGCUCGAGAAACGUGUCACUGGAGGCACAUAAACGAUCUGAGGGGGAAGCUCCGUGUCAUUGGCGAAGGGCUGUGCUUUGACCUGUCCUUACCGCUAGAUUUUACAUGACUGUCUGGCAAAUUCGCGGGGCUGUCGUGAGACGGUUACAGACAGAGGUCUCCCUUGCAAUCAAUUUGCAAAUUUGCGUUGCAACAUGUCGAGCU